AUGGAAGCAAGCAUCACUAUGGAAGAGAAAAGAAAUCAUUCCUCAGUGGUCAUGUUUCUUUUUAUGGGACUCACAGAUGACAAAGAGUUGCAGCUUAUUCUCUUUCCAGUCUUCCUGGGAAUCUAUCUUGUGACCUUAUUCUGGAACCUGUGCCUUGUAAUACUCAUCAGGAUGGACUCUCACCUGCACAUACCUAUGUACUUUUUUCUCAGUUGCCUUUCAUUAAUAGACAUUUGCUUUACUUCUUCCAUCAGCCCAAAGAUGCUUUCAGAUUUCUUUAAAGAUGAGAAAAUCAUUUCUUUUGUUGGCUGUGCCACUCAGUAUUUUGUUGGGUGCUGGAUGGGAUUGUCCGAGUGCUGUCUCUUGGUUGCGAUGGCCUAUGACAGAUACGUGGCCAUCGGUAACCCUUUACAGUACUCCGCCAUCAUGGCACCUGACCUCUGUCAGAAGAUGGUGACUGGGGCCUUCUGCAUUGGUUUCCUUAGUAGUUUAGUUCAAACAAUUCCUUGCUUUAAGCUCUACUACUGUGGUUCAAAUAUCAUUCAACAUUUCUUCUGUGACUUACCUCAGAUUAUUACCUUGUCUUGCUCCAACCCUUUUAUCACCCAGCUAAUUAUUUUUCUUGUUGCUCUGUUUGUUGGUUUUGGGUCUUUGCUCAUUAUUCUGUUAUCCUAUGGUUUUAUUACAGCCUCAAUCCUGAAAAUAUCUUCAGUGAAAGGUAGUGCCAAGGCCUUCAAUACCUGUGCCUCUCACCUUACAGUUGUGACCCUCUACUAUGGUGCCGCUCUCUCUGUUUACCUGCAUCCUAGUUCUAAUCACACCAAGAAGCAAGACAAAGUGCUGUCAGUGAUCUAUGUUAUCCUCAUUCCCAUGUUAAACCCUCUUAUCUAUAGUCUAAGAAACAAAGAGAUCAAAGAGGCCCUCAAAAGGAUGAUGAAGCAAUACCCCCAUAUUCUUAAAAAGUGA
This is a messenger RNA of Sorex fumeus (smoky shrew), 966 nucleotides long. RefSeq names its product olfactory receptor 5A1-like. The record is from RefSeq and is a predicted model, not a curated record. Gene Ontology annotation, molecular function: olfactory receptor activity; G protein-coupled receptor activity; odorant binding. Bases 1 to 966 code for a protein of 321 amino acids. Gene Ontology annotation, cellular component: membrane. The transcript has 2 exons. Gene Ontology annotation, biological process: sensory perception of smell; G protein-coupled receptor signaling pathway. NCBI's taxonomy places the organism in Eukaryota, Metazoa, Chordata, Mammalia, Eulipotyphla, Soricidae.